Molecule: messenger RNA, 504 nt
Organism: Parathielavia appendiculata
Lineage: Eukaryota; Fungi; Ascomycota; Sordariomycetes; Sordariales; Chaetomiaceae
Exons: 3
Coding region: 1-504 (167 amino acids)
Cellular component (GO): membrane
Source: RefSeq, a predicted model, not a curated record
AUGUGCUCGACCGAUAUCUUCCUCGGUGUUUUGGCCGUUCUUUUCCCGCCACUUCCCGUUUGGGUAAAGCGCGGCAUUUGCUCCGCAGACUCGGUCAUCAACAUCCUGCUUUUCAUCCUAGGCUACGUCCCCGGCCUCCUUCACGCGUGGUACAUCAUCGCAACGUACCCGGAGCCGCCUAACGACUACGACUACCAUCAUCUCCCCCAAGACGCCGAGCACGGCCGCAUCUACGUGUUUGUCCACAACAACGGCCACGGCCCGCAACCGCAAGGCUACCAGCAGCAGCCGCACGCCCACGGCCACCCGACCAAGCCGCAGAGCCAAUACGUGAACUACGGGACCACAGGCGCUCCUUCGUCGGCGGCUUCCGCUAGUCCCCAGCAGCAUCCUCCACAAGAGCAGGGCACCACGUCGCCGGCCGGCCCGAGCGAGGGCGGCGCGCCGCCUCCGAGCUACGCACAAGUCGUUGCCGGGGAUCAUAAGGUGCAGACGCAUGACUAG